AUGGAUUUAUCACUGCACAACGUUGAUGUUAACGAUUCAAAACAAGAAUCUGAUACAAGAAAAGUAUAUGCUGCUUUCGAUAGUGUACAGUUACAUACAGAUCUAUAUGAUUUAACUACAGUAUUCAAUAAAAAAGUGGACACAUCAGACUCGAGAAUAACAACUAGUUGGCAUCAUAGAAAACUUUUAGGAAAAUUAAUGGCACCUGUACCGUCGAGAUUAAUGCCCGAUACUGUUCGUGAAAUAUACGAUGCAUUUUCAUUUUUUGAUUUGAACGCUAAUGGUCAUAUAGAAGCAAAUGAACUAAAAAGAGUUCUAAAUGCUUUAUAUUUCAAGAAAACAGAAGAGGAAAGUCAAGAUAUUAUCAAUUAUUUUGAUUUAGAUGGUAAUCAGUUAUUGGAUUUUCAUGAAGUUAUAUUUGCAGUAGCUAGGCAUAUCAAACAUGAUGUAUUUACUCUAGCUGAUAUACAACAACGUUUCAAUAAAUUUGAUGAAGAUCAAGAUGGUAAACUAACUGUAAAUACCAUACCGAAUUUGAUCCGAAAAGGAUUUGGAAUACCGGUUUCUGAUAAAGAGAUAUUUGACUUACUCAGCAUAGCCAUGGAUAUCACAGAUGAAACUGCUCGUUUAUCAUUCGAAAAACUGAUUCGAAUGCUUCAACAUGCAGUUAAUGCAACUGAAAAAGCAGAUGCACCAGAUUUUAUGAGAAAAUUAAGAAACAGAUGUGGACCAGCAGUGAGAAACAUUGGUUCAAAUGAUAUCAAAUUAAUGAAAAAACGCAUGAUAGCAACAACAAUGCCAAAUGGCUCUGUAUCAAAUUCUAAAAAUGCACAGUUCGAUAAUUUUGAGAUAUAA
This is a messenger RNA of Didymodactylos carnosus, 855 nucleotides long. NCBI's taxonomy places the organism in Eukaryota, Metazoa, Rotifera, Eurotatoria, Philodinida, Philodinidae. The record is from the annotation of a GenBank genome assembly.